Messenger RNA from Oppia nitens, 2625 nucleotides. RefSeq names its product mutS protein homolog 5-like. Gene Ontology annotation, biological process: mismatch repair; chiasma assembly. Gene Ontology annotation, cellular component: nucleus. The record is from RefSeq and is a predicted model, not a curated record. The transcript has a single exon. Lineage: Eukaryota; Metazoa; Arthropoda; Arachnida; Sarcoptiformes; Oppiidae. Bases 1 to 2625 code for a protein of 874 amino acids. Gene Ontology annotation, molecular function: ATP-dependent DNA damage sensor activity; mismatched DNA binding; ATP binding.
AUGUACUCAUCGGUUGGCUCCAGAAGUGACCAAAACAUUGGUUACAAUGAUCUGAGUGAAGAUGGAUCAGUCAGUGAUGACACUCUUUUAGAGACAAUCGACGAUUCACUUGAUAUAAGUUAUUUGUGUAUCAGUUAUAGUGACAAUAAGUGUGGAUCAACUCUUUACUAUUCAAACACUCACUCCAUUCAAGUGAUACAAGAAGUUGAAGACAAUGACUUUGAUUCCGUUUUCUUACUUUUGAUUCAAACUCAACCAAAACAUGUGAUAAUCAGCUCAAGAACUGAUCCAAAGCUGAUUGAAUUGUUGAAAACAUAUUCUAAUAAUAAGACUAAUAAUGAAUCACAAAUUACAGAUCAACCGAUCGGAUCCACCACUGGAUCGACAAAUAUAUUUACAAAUGAGAGUUCAAUUGAUGUUAAUUCAAAUAUUGAUAAUAAUCUUCAAACGUCUCAAUCAUUUGCGGAUCUCUUAUUGCAAAUGGAUUUAAAGUUUGUGUUACAUAUCGUUUCAAAUAAUUUAUUCAAUUUCGAGAAUUCAAAGACACGGAUCUUAUCGAUUGAUUUCGACAAUCAUUUUAAUGUUGAGUUUAGUGACGAAAAACAAAAGAUUUUGUAUAUAUCGUCAAUAUUUGACUUUUCGGAUAACAAUACGUUUCGAUCGUUUGGAGCUUUACUUAGAUUUUUGGAUCAAAACUGUACCGAAAUUCAUAUGCAAACCGAGGGAUCAAUGGUUGAGAUCUCAAGUAUAUCUCGUCUAUAUUUACAACAAUUAGUGGCAAUUAAUCGCAACGCUUAUGAAUCGCUACAAAUCUUUCGACAAGAAUGGCAUCCGUCGGCAGCAAAACAAGGAUUCAAUGCUAAAGAAGGUCUCAGUUUAUACGGACUUUUUAACUGUUGUGUCUCUAAAGUAGGCGCCGCUUAUCUGAGAAAAAUCUUUCUGUUGCCCACUCAAGACGUGGACAUUAUUUUGGACCGAUUGAAUGCUAUUGAGUUCUUCGCCACACCAAAUAAUAUGGGACUCAAAAACAAUGUUUUACAUUAUCUUAAACACAUCAAGAGUGUUACCACUCCUUUCAAUAGAUUGAUGACCAAUAGAUUCUCUGUUAUGGAUUUGAAGACACUAUUCAAUAAUUUAAUAAAUGCCAUAAAUAUUAGAGCCAUAGUUAGCAGACAACAAACAUCAUUACAAAUAUUUGAUCAAAUAAUGUCAAUUGAUAAAGACAUGGAUGAGAUGGCAAUUGUUAUUAACAAAAUUGUUGAUUUGGAUAAAACAUUUAAAUUGCAAACGUUUGAAAUCAAUUAUGGCAUUGACCAUGAAUUGGAUAACGCAAGAAAUCAUUACAUUCACAUCCCGAAGAUAUUGCAAACCGUGGCUUUAAGUGAAGCUCAAACAUAUGGACCACUUCUCAAACAAUGCGAUUGUGUUUAUAUCCCACAAAUUGGUUUUCUCACGAGUAGUCUUUGUGAUCUAUCUGUUCCCACACCGACUACAAGCUAUAAUGACUUGAAUGAGUCUGGACUUCACUAUCUAUUAAAAGCUGGUAAUCGAGUUUAUUACAAAACAAUGAGAACUAAACAAUUGGAUGAAGAAUUUGGUGACAUUCAACCAGAAAUACUUGACAGACAAAUUCAAAUAAUGUUUAAAUUACAAGAAAUGAUGGCAACUAAGAGACAUUUGUUUCAAUCAAUAGUUAAAUUUUGUGCAAAAUUGGAUGCUUUGAUAGCUAUGUCUCAAACGGCAGUCAAUUAUGGAUAUAUUAAACCUAAUAUAAUAAGUGGUGAAACAAUUGAAAUAAUUGACGGCAAACAUCCACUCAAUGAAUUAGUUUCACAAUCUUUUGUUUCAAAUGAUUACAAAAGUGGUGAACAAUACACUAAAAUUAAAUUGAUUUCGGGUCCAAAUGGUUGUGGAAAAAGUAUUUAUUUGAAACAAAUUUGUUUGAUUGUCUUUAUGGCACACAUUGGCAGUUAUGUACCGGCAGUUAAAGCAAACAUACCAAUAGUUGACCGCAUAUUUACCCGAUUGCAAACACCGGAAUCCAUAACUAGCCGAUUGUCAACAUUUGUGUUGGAUUUAAAUCAAUUGGCGAAUGCAACUAAAAAUGCCACAAAACGUUCACUUGUAGUGAUUGACGAGUUUGGAAAAGGCACUCAAUCUGUAGAUGGAUUAGCUCUAAUGGCCGCUAGUAUUGACUAUUGGCUCAAUAAUAUUAAACCACAUCUUUUAGUGUCUUCUCAUUUCCAAUAUUUGCCAUCAUUUCUAAGCAAAACUCAUUUAUAUAGCUGUCAAACAUUUGAAUUUAUUAAAGAUGAACAUCAAUUGGUUUAUUUGUUUAAACUCAUUGAUGGACAUAUCAAUCAGUCAAUUACAUCACAUAUCGCUUACUUAUCAUCAAUACCUGUACCAGUAAUUGAAAGAGGACUUAAUAUAUGUCAAUCUAUAUCGACUAAAGAAAUCAUAAAACCGUUAAAUAUUGAAGAAAUGCAAAAUAAAUUCAAAGAUUGUAUCAGAAUUGCCACAGAAUUUCUUGAAAGUGACACUAAUUGUGAUGAAUCGAUUCAUCAGUUUUUUCAAUCAAAUUUCGUUUCAACUGAUAAUUCAAAUGAUCAAACUUCUCAUUAA